This is a messenger RNA of Rhinichthys klamathensis goyatoka, 1477 nucleotides long. It is a transcript of the gene wbp4, whose product is annotated as WW domain binding protein 4. Bases 116 to 1336 code for a protein of 406 amino acids. Gene Ontology annotation, molecular function: protein binding; zinc ion binding; RNA binding. Gene Ontology annotation, biological process: mRNA splicing, via spliceosome. Lineage: Eukaryota; Metazoa; Chordata; Actinopteri; Cypriniformes; Leuciscidae. The record is from RefSeq and is a predicted model, not a curated record. Gene Ontology annotation, cellular component: nucleus; precatalytic spliceosome. The transcript is spliced from 10 exons.
GAUCAGUGACGUCAUUUUUAAGUGACAGCAAUGGGCACUAACCAGUGAGCAUGUAGAAUGAGUACAACAUUUAUGUACAUUUAAGGGAAGAAAUUUGAGAUUUCCAUCCUUCAUAAUGGCUGAUUACUGGAAAUCCCAGCCGAAGAAGUUCUGUCAGUACUGCAAGUGCUGGAUCGCGGAUAACAAGCCCAGCGUCGAGUUUCACGAGAGAGGAAAGAAUCACAAAGAGAAUGUCGCGGCCAAAAUCGCAGAGAUUAAGAAGAAAAGCGUUGCGAAGGCCAAGCAGGAGCAGAAGAUGUCGAAGGAGUUCGCAGCGAUGGAAGAAGCGGCUCUGAAGGCGUAUGAGGAGGAUCUGAAGAGACUCACGGCUCAGUCAUCAGGCGUGAGUUUGCCUCCACCAGAACCUCCUGCUAAAACACAGAAAAAAACAAAAAAACGUGCCGCAAACGUGCCAUCAGGAACCAGCAGCCGCAGCCGGCCCGAUGUGUGGGUGGGAGGAACCACAGGCGACGGCCAGGUGUAUUAUUACAACACCACCACAGGAGAGUCGCAGUGGGAGAGACCGGACGGGUUCCUGGACGAGAGCUCGUCAUCAUCAGUCGUGGGACACAUGCCGGAUCCGUCAGCCGCUGCGUGGAUAGAGGCCGUGAGUCCUGAUGGGUAUAUGUACUACUACAACACUGAGACCGGCAAAUCCAGCUGGGAAAAACCGGAUGGCUUUAGUUCGGAAGACAUUUCUCCUCCUGGCGUUGAGUCUCCUCGUGACGUGAUGAUAACGCCUGAAAACUAUUCUCCCGUUUAUCCCGAGCCUCCGUCUGCAGAAGAAGACUCGUCUGACCCUGCCAAAGACACGCCAGAACCAGAGCCAGAACCAGAACCAGAGCCAGAGCCAGAGCAGACCAAAGACACCAGCGGGGUGAAGAUCAGUUUCAGGAAGAGAAAAGACGAGCCGGUCCAAACGUCAUCGGACGACGGAGGAGAGAAAACCCCCGAUGAUGGAGGGAACGCUGCGCAGAAGGAGGAAGAAACGAGCGCUCCUGUGGCGGUGAAGGAGAUCGUGAUCCCAGUGAAGAGAGCCAGGAAGAUCAAUCCAUACGGAUCCUGGGAACGGAUCACGCCGGUGGAGGACCCAUAUGAGAAGGUGGAUCUGCAGCUCCCGCAGGUGGAGAGUUUCGCCCCGACUGCAUCCGUCGUCCCCCGAGAGCCCCGGCCCCGGUUUAAGGAGCGCACCAUCACGUCUCUGGGGUCCGAAGCCGGCGCCGGAACCACUUUCAGGAAGAGGAAGACCGAGAACGGCAAAUCCCGGAUCCUCCGGCAGAGAGGCGAGGACGAGUAGACUCAGACCAGUCUUUACAGCUUCUGCGCUUUACUAUGUUUUGUAUUUUAUAAAUUGUUGGCAGGCGACGUUUUAACUGCCUUUAAAUACUCUUUUUGUGAAUAUUUCCAGGAAUCAGUUUUGCUUCUAUAUGUUUGAGUG